Closterium sp. Naga37s-1 is the source of this 3807-nucleotide messenger RNA. The record is from the annotation of a GenBank genome assembly. Lineage: Eukaryota; Viridiplantae; Streptophyta; Zygnematophyceae; Desmidiales; Closteriaceae.
AUGCAAGCAGCGGCAGCGGCAGGAUCCGUGCUCAAGGGCAUCGCUGGUCUCACGCAGUCGCCUGCGACGACCGUCGCAUCGCCCGGCGGGAGCAAAUCGACGGUUGGAAGUGCAGCAUCUGCCAUCGCCGGCGCCGCAGGACCCGUUUCUGGUGCUGUCGCAACGUCAGGGAUCGGAUUCGGUGCUGCGAUCGGAUCUGCUCCGAGCUCCAUCCGCGGCUUCUCGUCCGGCUCUAACACGCAGCAAAUGACGGAGGAGGCUGCGGCUCGGGAGGAGGCGGCUGCUUCCGCCGAUGGCGCGGUAGCGGGGCUGGCGGUCGCCGCCAAGGAGGGCGCGGCGGCGGAGGGCGAGGAGGAGAAGCCACAGGAGAUCUUCCUCGCGAACUACAAGCCGCCGUCGUACCUCUUCGACAAGGUGUCGUUGGAUUUCGAUCUGCACGACGACUACACCCUCGUCAAGUCCGCCAUCACCGUUGUUGCCAAUGACAAGGCGGACAAGCCAGAAAAUGGGUCUGCGCCGCUCGUGUUGGACGGCCACGAUUUGGAGCUGGUGUCUCUGCAGAUCAACGGUGUUGAUGUGCCGGCGGAGGAGUAUGUGAAGACGGGCAAGAGGCUCACGCUGCUGUCCCCGCCUGCAUCGCCCUUCACCCUGGCCAUCGUCACUCGCAUCAACCCUGCUGCCAACACAUCCCUCGAGGGUCUGUACCGGUCGAGCGGCAACUUCUGCACGCAGUGUGAGGCGGAGGGCUUCCGGCGCAUCACGUACUACCAGGACCGCCCCGACGUCAUGUCCCGCUUCACCGUGCGCAUGGAGGCUGACCACAGUGCCUGCCCCGUGCUGCUCUCCAACGGUAACCAGAUCGACGCAGGGACGGUUGGCGAAGGGGAGGGUGCGCGGCACUAUGCGGUGUGGGAGGACCCGUGGCCGAAGCCGUGUUAUUUGUUUGCGCUGGUGGCGGGGAAGCUGGUGUGCUGCGAGGAUACGUUUGUGACGUGCGGCGGGAGGGAGGUGGCGCUGCGCAUCUGGGUGAAUGCGGGCGAUGAGGGCCGCACGGCUCAUGCCAUGAAGUCUCUUAAAGAGUCGUUCCGGUGGGACGAGGAGGUGUUUGGCAGGGAGUACGAUCUUGACCUCUUCAACGUUGUUGCCGUGAGUGAUGGGGGCGAGUGGGGGGUACAAAGUGGCGCAUGGACGUUUCAUGCUAGGUCUGUGCAUGACACGACACCCAUUCAUCUGGGCCUUGGCCGUCCCUCUCACAUCGCCUCCGCCUUCCCCGCGUGGCCAUGCCUCUGUCGUCCCCCUCGCCCCUCGCACACGGCAGAUCUUCAACUCGCGGUUGGUGCUGGCCUCACCAGAGACGGCCACGGAUGGAGACUAUGCGGCCAUCGAGGGGGGUCAUUGCCCACGAGGGUGACGUGUCGCGACUGGUUCCAGCUGACGCUCAAGGAGGGGCUCACUGUCUUCCGCGACCAGGUGGGGCAUGGUGAAGCGUGGUGGGGCGUGGUGGGGCGUGGUGGGGUGUGGUGGGGCAUGGUGGGCAGGGCAGUGCAGCUAGCGGGCGAGUGGGGCAUGGAGUUCUCAUCGGACAUGAAUUGCCGUGCAGUGGAGCGCAUUGCCAACGUGGCAGUGCUGCGCGCCCGCCAGUUCUCCGAGGAUGCGGGUCCCAUGGCGCACCCGGUGCGCCCCAGCUCAUACAUCAAGAUGGACAACUUCUACACAGGUGCGCCCCCCACCUCACUCACACACCCCCUCUUGUCAUCCCUCCUUCUCCUCCUCCCAACUAUAUCUAUUCUAUGCAAUCCCCCCUCCCUGCACCAUCCUUUUCUCUCGUACGCGUUUCUACUUUCUCCUCAUCCUGCUGGUCCUGUGUCGUGCCUGCGCUGCUCCCAAAGGCACCAUGUUUUAUUCACCUCGUCACCUCGUGCAAGCUCAACAAAGCUCCUCGAAUUCCCCUCCCGUCCGUCCCCACAUGGAUCGACCCCCUGUGCUGGACUGCUGCUGUUUGACAACGCACCAGUCACCGUGUAUGAGAAGGGCGCGGAGGUGGUGAAGAUGUACCAGACACUGCUGGGCAAGGACGGCUUCAGGAAGGGCAUGGACCUGUAUUUCGAGCGCCACGACGGGCAGGCAGUGACCUGCGACGACUUUUUUGCUGCCAUGGCAGAUGCCAACAACGACAAGCUCGAGGGCUUCAAGCCCUGGUUGUCCCAGGCAGGCACGCCUGUGGUGACAGUGACAUCGUCGUACAGCGAGAAGGACCACACCUUCACGCUGCACUGCAAGCAGGAGAUCCCUGCAACGCCCGGGCAGGACAGCAAGCUGCCGGUGCUCAUUCCACUCGCCGUGGGGCUGGUGGGGCCAGAUGGCAAGGACAUGCCUCUGCUGCACGUGUUUGACGGGGAGAAACUCACUGACCUGGAUGGCCCCACGACUACUGUACUGCGCUUCAACAAGAGAGGCAAGGACACGCCUCUGCUGCACAUGUUCGAUGGGGAGAAGCUCACAGACUUGGAUGGCCCCACCACCACCGUGCUGCGCUUCAACAAGGUGUGCAGGGAAGAGAGAGGAGGGGUGGGCAAGGGAAGAGGGGGAUUCAAAGAGACACAGGCGGAGCAAGACUUCACCUUCACGGACGUGCCGCACCGCCCCGUGCCCUCACUGCUCCGUGGCUUCAGUGCCCCCGUGCGCCUCAACGCUGACCUGUCGCAUGCCGAUUGGCUCUUCCUCCUCGCCAAUGACUCUGAUGAGUUCAACAGGUGGGAGGCAUGCCAGGUGCUGGCGCGCAAGAUGCUGCUGAGGAUGGUGGACGAAUAUCGCAGUAACAAGCCGCUCCAUAUGGAGGAUGACUUCACAGACGCCCUCGCCAAGAUCCUGGAUGACACGUCACUGGACAAGAUGUUCAUCGCACGGGUGAUCUCCCUGCCGGGCGAGAGUGAGAUCGCCGACCUCAUGACGCCGUAUGCCGACCCGGAUGCCGUGCAUGCCGUGCGCAAGUUCUGUGUCAAGCAGAUCGCCACCCGCCUGCGCCCCACGCUGGAGGCUCUGGUGGAGAGCAACAGGGCGCCGGAAGGGGAGGCGUACAGCCCUGAGCACGCCAGCAUGGCCCGCCGCUCGCUCAAAAACGCUGCUUUCUGUGAGUGUCCUUCGAGUGCGCACCAGGUGGCCUCACCAGUGUACCUGGCAUCGCUGGACGACGAGGCCUCUGGUGCGCUCGCCCUGUCAGAGUUCCGGGCGGCGAGCAACAUGACGGACCAGUUCGCCGCCCUGGCCGCCCUCUGCCUGAACCCCGGCGUUGCCCGGGAGGAGGCGCUGCAGGCGUUCUACUCGCAGUGGAAGCACGACGGGCUGGUGAUGAACAAGUGGCUGUCGCUGCAGGCAGCCUCGUCCAUCCCUGGCAACGUGGAGGCGGUCAAGAGGCUCAUGGAGCACCCUGCUUUCAUCAUCACCGAACCCAACAAGGUGUACUCGCUCAUCGGCGGCUUCACCUCGAGUGCAGUGAACCUGCAUGCAGCGGAUGGCAGUGGCUACCGCUUCCUGGCGGACAUGGUGUUGCAGCUCGAUAAGAUCAAUGCCCAGGUGGCUGCUCGCAUGGUGUCUGCAUUCACCCGCUGGCGCCGCUACGACGAGGCCCGCCAGGCGCUCGCUAAGACACCUCAAACGCCUCACUCUUCCCUCUCGCACACCCACGCUGCCCCCCUGCCUGCCCGUCAUCAGGUGGAGCUGGAGCGCAUCCUGGCAGCAGAGGUGCUGUCAGAGAAUGUCUACGAGAUCGUCUCCAAGAGUCUGUCCGCGCCCCCUGCCUCCUCCUAG